Molecule: messenger RNA, 3260 nt
Organism: Mustela lutreola (European mink)
Lineage: Eukaryota; Metazoa; Chordata; Mammalia; Carnivora; Mustelidae
Gene: EHD3
Product: EH domain containing 3
Exons: 6
Coding region: 10-1617 (535 amino acids)
Biological process (GO): endocytosis; endosomal transport
Cellular component (GO): cytoplasm; plasma membrane
Molecular function (GO): protein binding; GTP binding; calcium ion binding
Source: RefSeq, a predicted model, not a curated record
GCGGCCGCGAUGUUCAGCUGGCUGGGCUCCGACGACCGCCGGCGGAAGGACCCCGAGGUCUUCCAGACCGUGAGCGACGGGCUCAAGAAACUCUACAAGACCAAGCUGCUGCCCCUGGAAGAGCAUUACCGCUUCCACGAGUUUCACUCGCCCGCCCUGGAGGAUGCUGAUUUCGACAACAAGCCCAUGGUCCUGCUGGUGGGCCAGUACUCCACUGGGAAGACCACCUUCAUCAGGUACCUCCUGGAACAGGACUUCCCCGGCAUGAGGAUUGGGCCGGAGCCAACCACUGACUCCUUCAUCGCUGUGAUGCACGGACAGGUGGAGGGGAUCGUCCCCGGGAAUGCCCUGGUGGUGGAUCCUAAGAAACCUUUCAGGAAGCUGAACGCCUUUGGCAACGCAUUCUUGAACAGGUUCGUGUGUGCCCAGCUGCCCAACCCAGUGCUGGAGAGCAUCAGCGUCAUUGACACUCCGGGCAUCCUCUCGGGGGAGAAGCAGAGGAUCAGCCGAGGGUACGACUUCGCGGCUGUCCUCGAGUGGUUCGCCGAGCGGGUGGACCGCAUCAUCCUGCUCUUCGAUGCCCACAAGCUGGACAUCUCGGACGAGUUCUCCGAGGUCAUCAAGGCCCUCAAGAACCACGAGGACAAGAUGCGCGUGGUGCUGAACAAGGCGGACCAGAUCGAGACCCAGCAGCUGAUGCGGGUCUAUGGGGCGCUCAUGUGGUCCCUGGGCAAGAUCGUGAACACCCCAGAGGUGAUCCGAGUCUACAUCGGCUCCUUCUGGUCCCACCCGCUCCUCAUCCCUGACAACCGGAAGCUCUUCGAGGCCGAGGAGCAGGACCUGUUCAGAGAUAUUCAGAGUCUGCCCCGAAAUGCCGCCCUACGCAAGCUCAACGACCUCAUCAAGAGAGCCAGGCUGGCCAAGGUUCACGCGUACAUCAUCAGCUCCCUGAAGAAGGAGAUGCCGUCAGUGUUUGGGAAGGAGAAUAAGAAGAAGGAGCUGGUGAACAACCUGGCUGAGAUUUAUGGCCGCAUCGAGCGGGAGCACCAGAUCUCACCUGGGGACUUUCCCAACCUCAAGAGGAUGCAGGACCAGCUGCAGGCCCAGGACUUUAGCAAAUUCCAGCCCCUGAAAAGCAAGCUGCUGGAGGUGGUGGACGACAUGCUGGCCCACGACAUCGCCCAGCUCAUGGUGCUGGUGCGGCAGGAGGAGACGCAGCGGCCCAUCCAGAUGGUGAAGGGCGGAGCAUUCGAGGGCACCCUGCACGGCCCCUUCGGGCACGGCUACGGGGAGGGCGCCGGGGAGGGCAUCGAUGACGCCGAGUGGGUGGUGGCCAGGGACAAGCCCAUGUACGACGAGAUCUUCUACACCCUGUCGCCAGUGGACGGCAAGAUCACAGGGGCCAACGCCAAGAAAGAGAUGGUGCGUUCCAAGCUGCCCAACAGCGUGCUGGGCAAGAUCUGGAAGCUGGCUGACAUCGACAAGGACGGCAUGCUGGACGACGAGGAGUUUGCACUGGCCAACCACCUCAUCAAGGUCAAGCUGGAGGGGCAUGAGCUGCCCAAUGAGCUGCCCGCCCACCUGCUGCCCCCGUCCAAGAGGAAAGUGGCCGAGUGACGGGCGGAGGAGGUUUGGAGCAGGCAGGGGCUGGAGGAGAUAGGAGGGCAGGAGACACACACACACACACACACUUGCACACACAGAUUUUGAAAACUGCACUGCAGCUGAGAGAGGGGCAGGGACCCCCAGGCUUCCAGGCUGGGCUUUGGACACAUCUCCAAGUUCUUGGCAUUGGUAGAAGCACAGGAGCGCUCCCAGGUCCUCAGGCUCAAGCCCAGGUCCCCAUCUGUCUUUCCCUCCCCUCUCCCACCACCGGGAGACCUGCUUUCUCCCACAGAGGCAGUUUGCUCACCCACAGGGGGCCCACCUGCCUCCAGGCUUGGAGCAGAUGGAAAAUGCUUCUCGCUUAAUAGGCACUGCAUUGUUUCGGGUACUAUCUCCCCCUCUUUGGCUUCCCAGUGGGAAGCAAUGCUCCAAGGCUGAGAGAUGCGAGGGGAGGGGCUGCUGUUGGGGGGUGGGGGUGGGGAUGGGGAUUGUGGAAGGAAGCAUCCUUGGCCAGGUCUGGACUUGAAGAGACAGGGCUCUGAGCUCUGCGCUUCCCCAGGUUCAACUCUGCCUGCCGGCACAGACCAGUCCUUGACCCCUACUCCUACGUCAUGUCAAAGAGUCCCAGACCCAGAGAGAAAAGAGAACAAAUUGGCAGGAAAUAAGGCAAAAAAAAAUUGCCUGAAAUCCUCAACGCAAAGCCAGUCAAAGUGACUUUGUUCCACAGAUUUUUGUGAGGUUUGUGUGUUUUCUGCCCAGCCCUGAUGUUUGGAUGCUCAGACUCUCCUGCCGUUGGUCCGCCCCCUCCCGUGUGCCAGGAGCUGUGGGAGGCACCUCACAUCCAUUAUCCCCCUCGGCCCUCACCACCCCCUAGGAGGGAAAUAUCACCCCCCCCCAACACACACACACUUCGCAGAUAAGGAGCUUGAGACUCAGGAUUUGAGGUGACCUUCCCAAAGUCACAGAGGUCACACAUACAGAGAGAGGACUCCGACCCUUUCUUCUGCUGUGGGGACGCUCGCAGGAUCCCAGCAUUGCUAGCCGCUGCCCAGCCACAAGGACAAGCCGAGCAAGCUGGGCACACCACAGCCUCCCGGGGCAGGCUGCAGAAGGAGGAGGGCCAGCCAGCACUCCGUGGGCCGUCAGUCUGGCCAUCUGUCACAUCCCAGAAGCAAACCGUGCCGUCUGGCUAUGCAGCCCAUGUUCCUAAAAUCACAGAAGUCUGACAGCGCCGGCAGGAGGGUGGGCUGGCCUGCGGGAGGCUGCUUGUGCCGGGAUGGUCCCAGCUCGAAUGCGACCACCAGCCCUUAUCGCGUAGGCCUCGUGCGAAUGCUCAGAAGGCUAACGUGAGGGGUCUGAGGUCUGGCUCCCGGCCGGAGCCCUGGCGACUCAGCCGCGUCCUUGGGACACCCCUCACCAUCCUCAGUGCCCCACGCCCUCCUUCGCCGUCUCUCCCUUGGCUUGCUUUGUGGCCACUGAACCAAUCACUUUGUAUGCUCUACUCCUACUGUGAUGGAAAAUAGAAACAAGUAUAACUUAUUUUGUAUCUAUGUUCAGACUAUAUAGAGAAAAUUCUAUGUAUCUAUCAUGUGCUUACUACUGCAGUGCGUUUGUCGUUAGGACUCAUGGUAAUACAGCACAUUUAUCCUUUGGUA